AUGUCCAAGGAGUAUGUGGUUGUUAUUCUUGAUGCUUCGAAGCAUAUGGAAUUGAAGCGGGUUGAUCAGGGUCGAGUUGAAAGCGACUUUGAACUUGGUUUGAAAUUUAGCUGCGAUUAUUUCAUCCAGCAGUUGUUGCGAAACCGAAAACUGGACAGGUACUGCUUCAUAAUCUACACGCUUGGCGAGAUCAAAAGUAUUUACUAUGACGAGCCCAUAUCUUUAAGCCAUGUCAAGGAGUUUAGCGAAAGUGCGAGAGAACUACAUUCUGAACUAUCGGAGUCAAAGCAGGAGGGAAAGUAUUACGAUCUUGUCGCGGCACUCGAGGACGCGUUGAUGGGCCAAAUUGCAAACAAAUACGCCAGGACUAUUUUCAUAGUAUCCAAUGGCCUUGGUGGAGUGAAUGGUUCAUUGCUGGAUACCAGCACGUUCAAGGGUAUAAUCUCAAAGUACAAUAUAACGUCGACGUUCUUGCUAAUGGCAAAUGAGCAUAAUCAAAUGGCCAAGCAACGCAUAGCAAAUCUAAGCUCACAAUUGGACGACCUGAUCCAUGUCUUGAGUUUCGAUGAAUACACAAGGAGCGGUCCAGCCUUGAAGCUUAUCGGUCCCAGAUGUUUGUGUGACUCAUACAUGUCUUUUGCAUCUAUAGGCGACUCGGAGAGUAAGGGCAUAAAUCUUCAGAUCCAAGUUUAUCCUGCAAUACGAGUGCAAACGACGAUAAGGGGGCAUGACUAUUUUGUUGGUGACAAGUCUGCUCCCGUCCCAGUAAAAAGAGACACGAGAUACUACAUUAAAAAAAAUUCUGGUCAAGAAGAUGUGAUGGGGAAUGUAAAAACCGAGGACGGAUCUAACGAAGCUGACGCUGGUGACGAAAAGGUGUUUUUACCAAGAAACGAGUUUUGCCACGGAAUCCAAUAUUCGCGACGAGACGUUGCUGCUCUUACCACCGAGCUUGAAGAAGAGGCUACUCUACACACGUCGCCCGGGAUCAACAUUCUUGGGUUUUUGAAAUCGGACAAAGUUCCUAUUCCAUAUCUUUCCGAGGAAUCCUCAUAUGUUAUUCCAAGCACAAAAUUUUACAGCGACAACAGGAUUGCUUUCAAUUCUCUCGUGGAAUCACUAUUGGAUCUAAAUCUAGCUGCCAUUGUUCGAUAUGUUCAAAAACCCGACGAUGAAGUACAAAUCUGCGUUGCUUUGCCGCAAAGGGUCGCAAUCGGCGAGAAAUGGGCGCAUGUUCUACUUAUGACCCGACUUGCGAUGAAGGAAGACGAAUCGGUGGGCAAGUUCCCAUUGCUUUCCAAAUCGCUGGACGCCGAGGUCGACGUGCAAAUGGAACACUUGAUACACAGUAGAAAGUUGCGGAAUGACGAGACAAGACCCAACAGCAUAGACAACGCCAAGUGUGGCUUGUCAAAGGCAAAGCCGUUUUCAAGUCCAAUCACAAAACACACGUCGUUGGAAAGGAUGCUACUUGCAACCGACCCGUCUACAAAGAGAUUCGACCACUACGUUCGCAAGAUAUUGUACAAGUCAUUAGGGAGGAAACAAACCUCACUAUCUGAGUUUACCAGUGAGCAGGACUUUAUUGAAAAGUAUCUCACUGCCGAUGAGCCUCACACGUUGCUCAAUAUGAACAACAUGCUAGAUGCUAGCGAAGAAGACUUGUGCCAGGCCUCUGCUGGCUCAACAAGCGAGAUUGCAGCCAACUUGAAAGCAGAGCUUAAAGUGAAAUACCGGAAAAAGCAACUGAAAAAGCUCCUCGAGCGGAAACGAAAAUUUGAUUCAGCAUUUGGUGCCUUUGCCGGGGACAAUGAUGGCAAUUUCGACGAGUUUUUCGACAUUGAAGAUAUGCUUGCCUAG
This is a messenger RNA of Lodderomyces beijingensis, 1860 nucleotides long. Lineage: Eukaryota; Fungi; Ascomycota; Pichiomycetes; Serinales; Debaryomycetaceae. The record is from the annotation of a GenBank genome assembly.